AUGGAGCUGUCACUCCCAAGGCCCCCAGCUCUGCCUCGGAACACAUCUUGUACCAAGAUCUUUCUCCAGAUCAGGGAAAAAGGUCUCUUACGACAACUAAAUCCCCUAAAGGCUACUCACAAGGAUCGAUCUAAAUAUUGUAGGUUCCAUCGGGACUAUGUCCAUGACACAGAGGACUGCCAUGACCUUCAAAAUCAAAUCAAUGAGCUAAUCCGAAGAGGUCACCUCAGGCGCUACCUCAAGGAACUAGGAGAAGCAACUCCAAGCCCCAAGGGACCUUUUGAGAGGCAGAUCGAUGUCACUACUGGUGGACCGACUACCGGUGGUAGCAACUCGAUAGCAAGGAAGGCCUACGCCCACAGCACAGUGGAGAAACGCCCCCGACCCAAGUUCGAGCCAGAAAUCACCUUCGGAACCGAGGAGGUCGAGCACUCCCACCAUGACAACGCUUUGGUAAUCUCCAUCCGGAUUGCCAACGCUUGGGUCAAAACAGUAAUGAUUGACACCGGGAGCUCUGCCAACGUGCUGUACCUUAACACCUUCAAGAAGCUCAGCUUAAGCAAUGAAGACCUCACCCCCAUGAACUUGGCGCUCGCCGGAUUCACCAGAGAUUCCAUCUCCCUGCUCGAGACCACCGUCCUCCUCGUUACUAUCGGGGAAGAGCCAAAAGCCAAGAUGACAAUGACUACAUUCACAGUAGUCGAUCUACCUUCGGCCUACAACGUCAUCCUCGACCACCCGGCCCUCAACAAAUUGAAAGCGGUAGUUUCCACCUACCACCAGGCCAUCAAAUUUUCAACUUUGGUAGGAGUCGAGGAAUCCCGAAGAGAUCCAGGAGAAUCUACCUUAUAG
Messenger RNA from Musa acuminata subsp. malaccensis (wild Malaysian banana), 852 nucleotides. RefSeq lists its product as uncharacterized. The record is from RefSeq and is a predicted model, not a curated record. Lineage: Eukaryota; Viridiplantae; Streptophyta; Magnoliopsida; Zingiberales; Musaceae.